Molecule: messenger RNA, 2725 nt
Organism: Pimephales promelas (fathead minnow)
Lineage: Eukaryota; Metazoa; Chordata; Actinopteri; Cypriniformes; Leuciscidae
Gene: tlx1
Product: T cell leukemia homeobox 1
Biological process (GO): animal organ development; regulation of transcription by RNA polymerase II
Cellular component (GO): nucleus
Molecular function (GO): DNA-binding transcription factor activity, RNA polymerase II-specific; RNA polymerase II cis-regulatory region sequence-specific DNA binding
Source: RefSeq, a predicted model, not a curated record
AAGGGUAAAGAGAGGCAGGAAAAAAAGACAAUCGUCUAGUUCAGUCUUACUCACACAUGCAGUCAACGCUAUUAGAUAACGACAAACUGGACUAAACUGCGUUUUAGUAGCUGUAUGAUAACUGGGGUGACGUGGAGGAUCCUGUAGGCUCGCAGGAGCACGCGCCUCUCCACACCAUGGAUCAUAUGGGAGCGCAUCUCCACCAGACGCACGCAGACACCAUCAGUUUUGGGAUCGACCAGAUUCUUAACAAUGCAGACCAGGGGAGCUGCAUGAUCGCCAACCCCAGAAUGCAGGACAUGGACUACGGUUUGGGCUGCAUAGUCAGCACAGCCUACAAUACCAUGACUGGCAACUACGGCGUCAAUAACUCGGCUGGAUACAAUGGAAACUCGUGCAGCGUUGGUUCCCUCAACGGCUCGUACAACAUGAACUUGGGCGCGAAUGUUAAUGGGAAUUGCCUUAAUUCUUCGGGAGUGAUCCGAGUUCCAGCGCACCGGCCGCUGAGCAGCGUUCACUCGUCCAUUCCCACCAGCGCUACCACGGUGCCAAGUAUGGGAAGCAUGGGCACCAUUAACAAUCUCACGGGAUUAACGUUUCCAUGGAUGGAGAGUAACAGGAGAUAUACCAAAGAGAGAUUUACAGUGGCCCUCUCACCGUUCACUGUAACACGCCGUAUAGGUCACCCGUAUCAGAACCGAACCCCUCCGAAGAAGAAGAAGCCCCGGACUUCGUUCACGCGCCUCCAGAUCUGCGAGCUGGAGAAACGCUUCCACCGUCAGAAGUAUCUGGCGUCAGCUGAGAGGGCAGCCUUAGCGAAAGCACUUAAAAUGACUGAUGCGCAGGUCAAAACAUGGUUCCAAAACAGAAGAACGAAAUGGAGGCGGCAGACAGCAGAGGAGAGAGAAGCAGAGCGACAACAAGCGAACCGAAUUCUUAUGCAACUUCAGCAAGAAGCUUUUCAGAAGACUAUAAACCAACCUGUUACUCCGGACCCAAUCUGCCUUCACAACAGCUCUCUGUUCGCACUUCAGAACCUUCAGCCCUGGACUGAGAACACGGGGAAAAUCAGUAGCGUUCCCAACACUGAUUGAGAUGGGCAGACUUUUAUGGACGUGGGAUGUACAGAGGAAUAUCAUUGCUUUCUUCUUUCUAAUGUAAAAUUAGUCUUUCAUUUGUAAUAUGCAAAUUGUACAAAAAAGUCUAUUUGAUGGCUACAAUCGUUCAGAUAAUCUUUUUUUUGUUUUUAAGGAACAAUAUGCAAAACAUAUUUCGUAACUCAGACAUUCAUUUUUAAUUUGUAUACUUCCAAAAGCAUAACGUAUGUGGUAGGCUAACGCGUUUAUAACGUUUAACUAUUAAUAGUCUCAAAAUAAAUAAAAUAGGCUGUUGUUAACACAUAAACGAACGUACGAAUCUUCGUACGAAACGUACGAAGCUCCCAAAAGCCUAUGUAGGUCCAAUUUAAGUAGGUCUGCUAUUAAAAUGUUUAACUUUUCGCCCAAGCCUUAUCAAAUUAUCUUGCAAUUAAAGCUAUAUCCACUGAAUAAAUUAUUACUGACUAUAGGAAAAAAUCGUGACAGCUGAAAAAAUAAAUUGGCCAUAUUGCACAUUGCGCAAAGCACGUAUGAGAAAAAAAUCAGGUAAAUAACGCAACCUCUGUUAGCCUAAUAAGGUAGGCAUCGUUAUGAUUAACAGGCUAUCCGUGUUGUCAUUGCCAGGAUUAGACACAGAUAGCCCACAACGGCCUCACUGUAUGAAGACUGAAAAGCUUGCACCUCUUUACUCACAAAUGAGUGAAAACGAAAGAGUCGUGCAUGCAUGCGGAUUUUCAUGCCAUAAUGAAGGUGAUUAAACCAUAGGGGUGAAUUCAGGUUGAGAGGAACGUUUUUGCCAAAGGUGUCCCAAUCAACCUGAAUUCAACAUAUGUCUACAUGAUGAAAAGACACCGGCUUUAACGUGUAGCCUAAAGGGUGCUCUAAUGUGCACUUUUCUGAAAAGCGUAAAAACUUCCAUAACUUCAUAGGCUUCUUGGAAGAAUGAGAAUAGCUAAGGCCAAUCAAGAUUAAUUCUCACUUAUUUGAAUGAACUGUUUCCAAUUGUAAUCAGCUAAUGCUGAUUAACUUAAUUUUAUGAAUAUGAAUAAAGUUAUUAUAAAGUGUUACCAAUUCAUUUUUUUUCUUCAUAAUUGUUGGCCUAAUAUACGCCAUACGCUUGCAUUGAGCGAUUGCAUUUUUUGCACGUUUGUUAACACUUUCAACAAAUUCGUGGAUUAAACAUUAGGCUACAGGUAAAAAUGGGCCAAUGAGUCUGUACAUAAAUGGGCCGGCUUUCAUUUUUUAUGCUUGUGAUAACUAAGUGAGACUUAUUUUUUCACCAUAGCCUGAAGACGGAAGCGUGAUAUAAAUUAAAGCACUUGAUAUGCAGAAAUAUGUUGUCGCAACUUUCCAGAAAAAAUAUUCGUUGUCAAUUAUGUAAUCAUUUUUACAUUAUUUGUAGUGCAUUUAUGUUUUUAGCUUUCUGGAUAUGUUCUCGGGAAUCUAGAAGCAGCAUUUAUUUUGUUCAGAUAGGCUCUAUAUGAAAGAGACAACGCCGAAAUAUCUGUGUUCAGUAGCCUAACUCCUGUAGCUACACGUCACAUUUUACGCACUCAACAGUUUCUCAAAGACAUCAACUUGGUAGCACUGUAUGCGUAUUAUUUGUUAUUAAAAUAUAAGCUUAUGUG